Anolis carolinensis (green anole) is the source of this 536-nucleotide messenger RNA. Its product is annotated as small serum protein 2-like. The record is from RefSeq and is a predicted model, not a curated record. NCBI's taxonomy places the organism in Eukaryota, Metazoa, Chordata, Lepidosauria, Squamata, Anolidae. The coding region runs from base 155 to 484 and encodes 109 amino acids. The transcript has 4 exons.
CUGUCACGGGGAGGUGUCCUCCUCUCUUUUUCCUCUUCUCGGCUCUAUAAAUUGAGGGAAUAUCUUCUCCACCAAAGCAGCCAAGAAAUCUCUCUCCUGGUUCAAAAGGACUGUUUGGGGGAAAAGUCUGCUUUCCCAAAUCCGAGAAGCCAAAAUGAACGCUCUGUUCCGGCUGGGUGUCCUCUGUGUGGUGCUGGCAGUGUGCCAUGGAGCCUGCUUUCGGUCAUUGCAUGAAUUGGUGAUCGAAGACGGUAAACUGGUGGAGCCUGUGUGUGUGGAUGUAUAUGAUAUGAGCAAGCACCCCAUAGGCGAUUCGUGGAACACAGCUCAAUGUAUGGAAUGCCACUGCGGCACAGACGAGAUGGAAUGCUGCACCAGAUACGGCGGUAUUGCCGAUAUGCCAGGAUGCAAAGCAGUGGUUGAUGAAACAACGUGCAAGUAUAAGUUCUAUAAGAAGAAUGAUCCAUCAAAACCAUGUUUUUGAAGUCGUUACAUAAACAGGCGGCAAAUGAAUAAAUGAGCCUCUGCAUCUAAAA